Toxorhynchites rutilus septentrionalis is the source of this 1562-nucleotide messenger RNA. RefSeq lists its product as uncharacterized. The transcript is spliced from 3 exons. NCBI's taxonomy places the organism in Eukaryota, Metazoa, Arthropoda, Insecta, Diptera, Culicidae. Gene Ontology annotation, cellular component: nucleus. The record is from RefSeq and is a predicted model, not a curated record. Bases 135 to 878 code for a protein of 247 amino acids.
UCAAAUUCGAAUACCUUUCGUUCGGACUGUUUUGUUUUCGAACAUCUUUCAUUCGAAUCAAACCAAACGUCAAACCCACUUUGUUUAUGAAGGAGUGAAUAAUUUCCGCAGCGGAUGAGCGGUGAACUGCAAAAAUGGAAAAAAACAAAAACAAAACAACCACUAAAAAUCAGUUCGAGCGGAUUGUGCUGCUUCUGGAGCAAGAGCCGGACAUAGCAAAGGGUUUCUCCCGAGGAAAUUCCGGACCCUUCUGGGAUGAUCUGGCGGCAGAAGUCAAUAGUUUGGGACCGCCUAUUCGCGAUGGAAGUGGAUGGAAAAAGGUUUGGGCGGACUAUAAGUCCGGAUUAAAGCGAAAACUCGCUCACAACAAACGGGAGCAGAGGGCGACAGGUGGAGGACCCAAUAAAAUUAUCAAUUUGUCCGAGCUGGAGGAGCAGGCAGUUCUACUAACUGGGUUACUUGCGACCGUGGAAGGAAUCCCGGGUACCUCAUCUCAUGGAACACAGUUGGGUUCGCCUUCGGGUGAACCUCAAGCUGCAGACCAGGAAAAUUUUAUAUAUUAUGGUACUUCCGACGAGUGUGACGGUAUCAAUAAUACCAUUCACUUCCAGCCCUCUCAGCCGAAAAAAUCCAGACCUUCUACCACGAGGCUAUUAGAGCUGCAAGUCGAGCAACAAAACAAAUUUCACACCAAUGUGAAAUCCCUGUUAAAAAACACAAACAAGAAUUUGAGUGAUCUGGUUCAUUAUCAGCGCCAAUCAGCUCGAGCGAUUCUUUCCGUGGAUGCCACACUCAAAGAACAUCUGAGUGAACAAAAACGACAUAACCACGAGAUGGAGAAGAUCGCGCUGGAGAAAUCAAUAGCGACAAAUCCUUGAAACGCAGAUUGCGUAUAUUUCAGAACAUUAGAAUAAUGUUUCAAAAUAUCAGUGAUCUGAUUUUUUAUCUUUAUAUUGUAACUCAAGUAUAAAAAAAUGAAAAAAGUUCUAAUCGUAUUUUUAUAUCUUUCCAUGGAAGAAAAAUCUUACUUAAUUUUUUCUUUGAAGUUUGUUUGGAAUAGCAUCAAAAUUAUAUAAACUUUUUUAAAAUUCACGAAUUUCGCCUAUAGUUUAUGGAACUUCCUUAACCCCUUCACGUACAACAUUGAACUUCACUCGUUGUUUCUCGAUGUGAAAUAAUUACAUAGCUUCAGGCAUAUGAUGAGGAUACCGACAACUGAAGAUUAUCAAAUUUCCGUUAUUUAAAAAAAAAAUUGAAUGAGCUAAAAAUAUAAAAUAUAAUUUGAAUAUUAUAAUUAAAAUAAAAACGAACGAGUUAGUACGUAGUAAUAACUCCUUCGUUUUUAUUUUAAACACAACAUGUAUUUGCUCAUCAUAGGGCACCCAUGUUAGAUACCCACACUCAGCAGAGUAGCGGAACGACUCGAAGUGCUCGUUUUGGGCCGUGCUGUUGGAAAUUAAAUCGUACAGCAAGGGGUUAAAACAACGCAAAAAGUAUUAACAAUGGUUAUUUGAAUACUUGGCCUGCUUACGAGAAAUCGAUAAUGACAUGUUCUCAAAGUG